Messenger RNA from Xiphophorus hellerii (green swordtail), 1345 nucleotides. RefSeq names its product sarcolipin (gene sln). Gene Ontology annotation, cellular component: membrane. Lineage: Eukaryota; Metazoa; Chordata; Actinopteri; Cyprinodontiformes; Poeciliidae. The transcript has a single exon. The coding region runs from base 50 to 145 and encodes 31 amino acids. Gene Ontology annotation, molecular function: enzyme regulator activity. The record is from RefSeq and is a predicted model, not a curated record.
AUCUUGUAAGUGUUCUAAAAGAAGCUUCUUGCCCUCCUCUUCGCUCACCAUGGACCGCUCGGCGCAGGAACUGUUUCUCAACUUCAUGAUCGUCCUUAUCACUGUGCUUCUGAUGUGGCUACUGGUGAAAACUUACCAGGACUGAAACAUGGAGCCACGAGGCGAGAGGAAAGCAGGAGGCGGAGGGAACAAAGGGAGAGAUGGAGAGAGCUGGUUCUAGAUGUCUAAAUACAGCGUUUACAUUUUUUGAGUCUUUUUAGUCUAUGAAAUCAUAAGAAGACCUAUGCACAGUUUCAGUCUUCAUUUAGGGUCAAAUAUUCUAUUUAUGUAUCUGCUGUCUGAGAUACAUGAAGUUUCUAAAGUUAUAAAAAAGGUGGAGAAGCAUUAAAGAGAUGGGAGUGUGAUAAAAAUAAAAAACAACGUACAAGCAGCAUAUGUCAUAGACCUGGUCAUAUAAUUUUAGGCACACUAAGGUAUUUUUGUCAUCUGUUUUGUUUUAUUGACAUUAUGUGUGCUUACAUAUGUUCCUUAAACUCUUCCGCUUGUGGGUUUUUGUUUCAUUACACCAGCUAGUUAUAUCUCAUUAAUGAUGUCUUUUCUGCUUGUGCUUUCUUAAACUAGAUUUUAUUAUUUUUAAAAAAGUGUGUUUUGUUUGACGGGUACAGACAGAGCAGAUAAUACAGAUCAGAUCAUUUUUAUCUACCAAAAGCACAAGAACCAGGGCAUGCAUAUCACAUGAAAAUCCAUCCAUCCAUUUUCUAACACGCUUGUCCCUAGUGGGGUCAGGAGGGGUGCAGGUGCCUAUCUCCAGUUCCGGGGGAGAGGCGGGGUACACCCUGGACAGGUUGCCAGUCUGUCACAGGGCAACAAAGAGACAGACAGGACAAACAACCAGGCACACACACACACUCACACAUAGGGAGAAUUUAGAGAGACCAAUUUACCUAACAGUCAUGUUUUUGGACUGUGGGAGGAAGCCAGACUUCACAUGAAAGUGAUGGAGCAAAAUAAAAGCACGCUGUUUAAUGUCAAUGUUGACAUGACAUUUCCCCCCCCCAAUCAUUUUAGAUGAACCAUUUCACAUCACUUUCUAACUGCCCAGAAAAUGUUUUAUAGCAGAAAUUACAAGGAGCAUAUAUGACUAAGAAAGACUCAAUGUAUAGAUAUCUAUUUUCAGUGAUUGUUAGAUAAAUUCAGCAGUUAGUAUUUGCCUUGUGUUUAGGCCUUUAGUGCACGUUAUGAACUGCUGCUAGUAUAUGAAUCAUUUAGGGCUGAAAAACAACCAAAUGAUAGCAGAAAAAAGCUAUCCGUUAUUAGACUAAAUAAAGUUUUCUUCUGUAGGAGA